This is a messenger RNA of Penicillium macrosclerotiorum, 1080 nucleotides long. RefSeq names its product P-loop containing nucleoside triphosphate hydrolase protein. Gene Ontology annotation, cellular component: catalytic step 2 spliceosome; intracellular anatomical structure. The transcript has a single exon. The record is from RefSeq and is a predicted model, not a curated record. NCBI's taxonomy places the organism in Eukaryota, Fungi, Ascomycota, Eurotiomycetes, Eurotiales, Aspergillaceae. Gene Ontology annotation, molecular function: RNA binding. Gene Ontology annotation, biological process: spliceosomal complex disassembly. Bases 1 to 1080 code for a protein of 359 amino acids.
AUGGAUUCCCUGGUCGUCACUCCCGUCUCCCAGGCGCAAGCGAAGCAGCGAGCGGGACGUGCUGGGCGCACAGGCCCGGGUAAAUGUUUCCGUCUAUAUACCGAAGCUGCCUAUCAAUCUGAAAUGUUACCUACGACAAUUCCCGAUAUCCAGCGACAAAAUUUGUCACAUACUAUUCUUAUGCUCAAGGCAAUGGGCAUCAACGAUCUCCUUCAUUUUGAUUUCAUGGACCCGCCCCCUACAAAUACUAUGUUGACUGCCCUCGAGGAACUGUACGCGUUGUCCGCCCUUGACGACGAAGGCCUUUUGACUCGCCUAGGCCGCAAGAUGGCAGAUUUCCCCAUGGAGCCCGCCCUUGCCAAGGUCCUCAUUGCCUCUGUCGAUAUGAGUUGCUCCGAAGAGAUGCUAAGUAUCGUCGCCAUGCUGUCGAUCGCGUCCGUAUUUUACCGGCCCAAGGAGAAGCAGCAACAGGCUGAUCAGAAGAAAUCCAAGUUUCACGAUCCCCACGGCGACCAUCUCACAUUACUGAAUGUUUAUAAUGCCUGGAAACACUCGAAAUUUAGCAAUGCCUGGUGUUUUGAGAACUUUAUCCAGGCUCGGCAGAUUCGCCGUGCCCAAGAUGUUCGCCAGCAGCUUCUCGGUAUCAUGGAACGCUAUCGCCACAAAAUCAUCUCGUGCGGUAGGAAUACGGAUCAGGUGCGAAAGGCCCUGUGCACUGGAUUCUUCCGGAAUGCUUCCCGCAAGGAUCCCCAGGAAGGAUACAAGACGUUGGUUGAAGGCACACCAGUGUAUAUGCACCCUAGCUCCGCGCUCUUCGGCAAGCCUGCUGAGCACGUUAUCUACCACGAGCUGGUUCUCACAAGCAAGGAGUACAUGCAUCAUAUCACAACAAUCGAGCCCAAAUGGCUUGUUGAGGCGGCUCCAACAUUCUUCAAAGUCGCACCGACCGAUAGGCUGUCGAAGCGCAAGAAGGCCGAGCGCAUUCAACCUUUGCACAACCGGUUUGCUGGAGAGGACGAUUGGCGUCUCUCUGCUCAACGCCGGCAGGGCAGAGGCGGUGGCGGUGGAACCUGGGGUUAA